GACUGAGAAAGAGAAAACCACCGACACAAGAGUGGUCGCGUGAGCUAUUUGAUCAGCUGUUUACUUCGUUCUCUCCAUUCGUUCCGUUCCUAAAAAAUUAGAUCUCGCGAGAGUGCCCAACGACGACAUCAUGCGUUGUUACACCAACAAGACGCCAGUAAGAUAAAAUUAGACUACCAGGAAUCAAUUUGAAUUUGCAACUCUACGUAAAUUUUGUACAUUUUACCUACUGAGCAAAAGGAAAGUAUUUUUGGUGGGGAGAAAAGCGCUGCGAUCGCAUACCAGUGUCGAGAAUCUCAGUGACGAAUCAUCUGAAGCGUGUUUGGUAUCAAUUCUCAAUUGACUCACAAUAAUUUAGUAGUGCUGAAUUCGAAAAAGCACAGUGAAAAAUAUUUUAUGACUUGAAACUUUUCUGAAAAGUCAUGGAGAGUAGAAGUGCAUUAAGACGUGGCUGUCAGCCAGAAAGAAGAAAAACAUGCACCGCAGUGGUAGUCCUUGCAGUAAUAAUCGGAUGCGUUUUCUUGGCCUAUACGGCUUUUGGAGAUAAACCAAAGGACAUUUCUCUUAAGAAAGUAUUCGUUGUGUUUCGUCAUGGUGAUCGAAAUCCUACCGAAACGUAUCCUAACGAUCCUUACUUACACUACGAUUGGCCUGAUGGAUGGGGAGCAUUGACAAAGAAAGGUAUGCGGCAGAUGUACACUUUGGGCCAAUGGAUAAGCAAAGAAUUUGGCUGGAUCACGGAACACAAGUACGCCGGAGCAAGCACAAUAGUAAACAGUAGUUACUCGGAUCGCUGUAUAAUGUCUACUCAGGCAUUGCUCGCUGGUCUUUAUCCCCCAGCCGAAAAGGAUACCUUUGUUCCCGGCCUUCCGUGGAGGCCCAUUCCCGUUCAUUAUGUUCCAAGGGGUAUGGAUAAGAUUCUUGUGGUCGGCAAGUCAUGUCCUCGACUGGAAAACGCAUUGAAAGAAGCUUAUUACAAUGAGUCGCUUAGAUCCGACAAAUAUCUAAAAUCCUAUUACGAAGCACUCACGAACAUCACAGGACAACCAAUGAAAACAAUCACUGACGUCGAAUUUCUUUACAAUACCUUGGAAAUUGAAGUGAUGAAUGGGUUGGAACUUCCACCGGCUAUAAGGAAAUAUUAUAAUUCAGAAAUGCGUGAAAUCGCAGCUCGAAGUUACACAUUGUUCACAAGUAAUAAACUUCAGCAAAGACUUCGUGGAGGGCCGUUGCUAAAGCACAUUUUGCAACAUAUGAAAAAUGGCAGCACUAAUGAAAAGCUUCACUUGUACGGUACACAUGAUGUUAACAUAGUCAAUACAUUAAGAGCGAUGGGUUUUGUUGAUGAACUUUUUAAAUUGGACCUUGGCGUUAGUCUCGUUUACGAAUUGCGUGUUAUUGAUGGAGGCCAGUCACAAGAAGUUCGGAUAUCAAUGCUGAAUAAUACAGAAACUACAACACUUUAUAAGUUGAGAAUACCAGGCUGCGAAGAUUCGUGUAAACUUGAUGAUUUAUUUCAAAUCUGGAAAGACGUCAUUCCAGAUAAUUGGGAGAAUGAGUGCCAGUUAUGAGUCCGUUAAAAAAUAUAUUUCCACUUCUUUUAUACCACAGAACAAAAAUAAAAAUGAAGACGAUAAAACCGAGAUUAAAAUUUAAAAUUUAUAAGAUAUUAUUAUUCUCAAUGAUUAUACAGAUUAGAUCUAAUUAUUUAUAUUGAUUGUAUAUACAUAAUGCAAAAUAUAGACACGAUGUUUUAUAAGUAAAAUAUUGUUAAUGUAUAC
This is a messenger RNA of Nasonia vitripennis (jewel wasp), 1781 nucleotides long. Its product is annotated as lysosomal acid phosphatase. NCBI's taxonomy places the organism in Eukaryota, Metazoa, Arthropoda, Insecta, Hymenoptera, Pteromalidae. The coding region runs from base 423 to 1571 and encodes 382 amino acids. Gene Ontology annotation, biological process: dephosphorylation. Gene Ontology annotation, molecular function: phosphatase activity. The transcript has 8 exons. The record is from RefSeq and is a predicted model, not a curated record.